This is a messenger RNA of Fulvia fulva, 4155 nucleotides long. RefSeq names its product Putative ATP-dependent RNA helicase ucp12. Gene Ontology annotation, cellular component: intracellular anatomical structure. The record is from RefSeq and is a predicted model, not a curated record. The transcript has a single exon. NCBI's taxonomy places the organism in Eukaryota, Fungi, Ascomycota, Dothideomycetes, Mycosphaerellales, Mycosphaerellaceae. Gene Ontology annotation, molecular function: ATP binding; protein binding; RNA binding. Bases 1 to 4155 code for a protein of 1384 amino acids.
AUGGUUAACAAACCUCAUGCGCCCCGAAGUGGCAACAAGUCGGGCAAGAAGCCGGCCAGCAGUGCUGCCAACCUGAACGAAGAAGACACCAGCUACAUCGUGUUUGGCGACGACAAGAAGCCCAAGAAGAACAAACAGCCCGCACCACCUCAGCCAUCUGCCAGCGAUGUCAAAGCCGGUGACAGCAAAGGCAAAGCGCCGGCUGCUGCGAAUGGUGCACCCCAAGCAGAAGAGCCCAAGACGCCUGACACACGAACCCUGAUCGCAGGCGCAUCAUGGACGGGCAAGCUGCCUCAGACACUCUUCAACGAGCACUGUCAGAAGCAGCGAUGGGAGAAGCCGGAGUACACGAUCCAUCGCGCACCUGGCAACAAGUUCACCGGCGGCGUCAUACUGAAGCGGAAGCACCCCAAGACGCAGGCCCUCACCAUCCUGGCCCCCAUCGUUCCUCCGACCGACUACAACCGAGAACGAGGCGCGCAAGACUCAGCAGUGGAGGCACGACAUUUCGCGGCCGCCUACGCCCUGUUCCGUGUUAGCAACAUGAACAACAUCCACAUGAUGCUUCCGCCCACCUUUCGCGACUUGUGCAAGCGCGAUUUCCAGGAUCUCAAGAGCGAGGCUGUUGCACAGGGACAAGGAUAUCUGUAUGAGGCAGACCCAUUCCUGGCGUUUCAGAAGCAUGAGGAGGCAAAGAAGGCAAAGGAGAAGGCAAGAGCAGACAAGGCGAAGCAGCAGGUCGAGGACAAGAAGCUAGAGGUCACAAGUCUCGACGGCCAAGUGCAAAGCAAGCACGUUCUCAAGGGCUGGAUGAGAGUACCGAAGGUGGAAAUGGGCGUCAAGACCAGGAGGGAGGUCGAAAGACUGAUCCGAGAAGGAGGAGCCUGGAAUCCCAACGGUCACAAGCUUGGCGCUGUGGGCCGAGAAUUCAUCGUGGACGACCUGGCAAGCAUUGGCUUCCGUAAAAGUCACGUUGAAGAGGCAGCGGAGCUGUGCAAAGAUCGAGAAGAGUGCCUCGAGUGGCUACUCAUCCAUGUGCCUGAGGAUGACCUGCCCAAGUGGACACUACCGGACAACUAUCUGGCUGGCGUCAGCCUUGCGAGUGGCGACAUGAGGCGUGAGGGCAAGAUCAAACGUCUUGCUGCCACUGGGUACUCGAUGGAAGUCUGCGCAGACGUCCUUGAUUCCUGCGGAGGCGACGAGGCGCUCGCUGCAAACACUUUACAGGCUCGACUGCUCGGACAGGACGAGGUGCAGGGCGCCGGUGUUGAAGACUACGAGAUCUGGGACGAAGAACAAGCCACUCUCGAAGCGAUAUUUGGCGACAGAUACUCCAACCACGACAGAAUAUGCAGCAUCACGCUCGACGUACAGACUCAGACCAAGAAACCUAUCACUCUCCGAGCUCGUCCGCCUCCGGGCUCUUACCCGGAUGCUGUGCCAAUAUUGUCAGUCGAGGCUGAGCUACCUGCGUAUGUACGGCUCAGCAUACUCAAGAAGGUUCUUGUAACUGCGCAGUCUGAGUACGUCGGCGAGCAGAUGAUCUUUAGCGUGCUGGGCUGGCUCGAACAAAACAUCCCUGCUGUCAUCGAAAACCCAGGGCGACUCAGCGAGGUGUCUAGCGUCGCAACGCCUUCCGCUGAGGCCAGCGUGCAACACUCCCGCAAGAGAGCUCGUAAGCAGCCGACACCCAUCAAGUGGACGCCACAGACAUCCACCAGUCAGCGUAUUCUUGAGGAGUGGCGGACGCGACAAACGACGCCUGACCAGAAACGCAUGCUUCAAGCUCGUCAGAAAUUGCCAGCAUGGAACCUGCAAGACGCAAUUGUGACUUCUGUUACUUCCAACCAAGUGACGAUCAUAUCUGGAGAGACCGGGUCUGGAAAGUCCACACAAUCUGUGCAGUUCGUUCUCGACGAUCUCAUCAUGCGCUGCUUUGGUGAGCAGGCGAACAUAAUUUGUACCCAACCACGCAGGAUCUCUGCUCUCGGGCUAGCAGAUCGUGUAGCAGAUGAGCGCUGCGUCAAAGUGGGUGACGAAGUCGGCUACGCGAUCCGUGGCGAGUCCAAGCAGAGAUUCGGCGUUACCAAGAUCACCUUCGUCACCACUGGUGUGCUCUUGCGUCGGCUACCAACAAGUGGCGGCAGCACCGACGACGUAGUGAGAAGCCUCGCGGAUGUCAGCCACGUCGUUAUCGAUGAGGUGCACGAACGCAGUCUCGACACGGACUUCUUGCUGCUGCUGUUACGUGAUGUUUUGAAGAAGCGGAAAGAUCUCAAGUUGAUCCUCAUGAGUGCCACGCUUGACGCUGCUACCUUCGAGAACUACUUCAAAGCAGUCUCCAGUGUUGGUAAGGUCGAGAUCGAAGGUCGGACAUAUCCAGUUCAGGACAUCUACCUCGAAGAGAUCGUGCGUGCCACCGGCUUCGGCUCGGUCGAAGAUGAGGAAGGCAGCACCGCUUCGCCGUACGAAAGUCGACCGUCUUCUGGUACCUCGACUCCACAGCCGGUCGCACCCAGCAUUGGAAGUGCCCUUCGUGCUGUUGGGACUAGGAUCAACUACGAUCUCAUCGCUCGCACAGUGGAUCUCAUUGACCAGCAACUCGGCGGUACUGAGGGAGGCAUCCUGAUCUUUCUUCCUGGUGUCGCUGAGAUUGAUCAGACACUACGUGCUCUGCGCGGUAUACCUGGGCUGCACGCAUUACCCUUACACGCUUCCUUGCAGAGUUCUGAACAGCGCCGAGUCUUCCCUAAGCCGCCACCUGGCUUGCGAAAAGUCAUUGCUGCUACCAAUGUCGCCGAGACAUCCAUCACGAUUGAAGACAUCGUCGCGGUCAUCGAUACCGGCAGAGUCAAAGAGACGAGUUUCGACCCUGCAAACAACAUGGUCAAGCUAGCAGAGGUGUGGGCAAGUCGAGCAGCUUGUAAGCAGCGACGUGGUCGUGCUGGUCGUGUCAGAGCUGGCGAAUGCUACAAGCUGUACACUCGAUCAGCUGAAGCGAAGAUGGCCGAACGACCAGAUCCCGAGAUUCGUCGAGUUCCGCUGGAGCAACUCUGUCUGUCAGUGAGAGCCAUGGGCGUUAUAGACGUGCCAUCUUUCCUCGCUAGCGCACUGACACCACCAGAGAGCCUAGCUGUCGAUGGAGCACUUAAGAUGCUGGGCAGAAUUGGUGCACUUGAUAACACUGAUCUCACUGCACUAGGUCGCCAUCUGUCCAUGAUACCCGCCGACUUGAGAUGCGGCAAACUCCUCGUGUACGGGGCCACGUUCGGGUGUCUCGAAGCUUGCCUGACAAUCGCGGCUGUUCUGACUGUGAAGAGUCCAUUCGUCAGCCCCCAGCCCAAGCGCGAAGAGUCAAAAGCAGCCAGAGCAUCAUUCGGUAAUGGCAACGGCGAUUUGAUGUGCGACCUUCGAGCUUAUGAGGCUUGGGCUGACAAGCGGUCCUCCGGCGAGCCAACAUCAUCCAUCCGCCGCUGGUGCGAUGAGUACUUUCUCACGCACCAAACGCUUCUUGACAUCUCGACGAACCGUACGCAAUACAUCGCUUCACUGCAAGAGAUCGGCUUCCUGCCACCUCACUACCGCCCCGACCACCAGUCAGCACAAAGCUUCAAUCGUCACAACGGCUCCGAAACACUGCUUCGCGCCGUCGUCGCGGGCUCCUUCCAACCUCAAGUGUCACGUAUAGAGUUCCCAGACAAGAAAUACGCCGCAUCCUCAUCCGGCGCCGUAGAGCUCGACCCGGAAGCAAGAACGAUCAAGUACUUCAACGAGGAGAACGGUCGAGUCUUCGUGCAUCCAUCAUCGACACUCUUGUCAGCCGACAAGUUUCCUGGAAACAGCGCUUAUAUGUCCUACUUCAACAAGAUGGCGACCAGCAAGGUCUUCAUCCGAGAUCUUACACCAUUCAAUGUGUACAGCUUGUUGAUGUUCAGUGGACCGAUCACGAUUGAUCCCCAAGGACGAGGACUGCUGGUGGAUGGAUGGUUGAGAUUGCGAGGCUGGGCACGCAUAGGGGUUCUGGUCAGUAGGAUGAGGAUGAUGCUUGAUGAGGUAUUGGCGAGGAAGAUUGAGGAGCCGGGUACCGAUCUUGGGGAGUCAGAGGUUGUCAAGAUUGUGAGGAAGAUGGUGGAAUUAGAUGGACUUGACCGGUAG